AUGGCAAACGAGCACCCAUCCCGCGGCGUCAAGCGGCCCCGAACCUCGAAGAAACGAGCACCUCCACCGUCCGACGACGAGCAUGCAGUUGAGGAGCAAAAUAUUUCAGAAGAAGGAGGACCGGGCCCUUCCCUUCAGGACGUGGAUCUGGUUGAGGAGGGGAGCACUGCUAAGGAACGAGGACCCGACCCGUCCGACGACGAGUCUCUUAUCGAGGAGCAGAAUACCGGACGGCCGGAACCGUCGGACGACGAGGACGUAGUAGUGGACAUGGAGACCUCCUCAGCAGCGUCGAAAAAGCCCAGACUAUCAUUCCUCCCUUCCAUCCCCGCCGCAACCGUAAAAGCCCGCGUCGCGACAAUAUCCGGCUGGGUCCUCCAACACCUCGCCCACCGCAUGGGCCCCACCGUCCCAACCCGGUCACUCAAAUUGUACGCACGGCUAGCCGGCGACCUCCUCCCGCUCGCCGGCCCCGAAUGGGCCGAGGAGGCCGCAGAACCUGAUAAUGGCGAGUUUACGCACGAUUCGCUCACACCCGCUCUUCUGGACGUGCGGACGCAGCUGGUGCUGUUGGCGGAUACACUGGCAACUGAUGCGGAAGCGAUGGGGACGGCGGUGCAGUUGCUGACGAUGGCGCUGUGUAGCCUUGAACUUGUGCGGCGGGAGAGUUUGAAAUCGUUGUUGGCGAACCAGGCCGGGCGGUAUGAGAGUGAAGACGAUGAGGAGUUUGCGAAGGUUGUAAGGGAGUCGUUGAAAGCGGAAAGUAGCGGGUUGGAGAAGACGUACGAGACUGUUGUUUUGGCGUUGAGGAAGGCGUGUGUUCUCCGGUUCUUGGCGGCGAGUUGGGCUGCGUUUUGUAAGACGUCGCCCGGGGCAGAUGAGGAGGCACAAUCACCAAGCGAGUUUCCAGCAAUGCACGCACUAGCCCUUCUCAAUAUCGUGUUCCCACCCACAUUACCACCGAAAUGGCAUGGGGCGCCAAUUACGAUAAAGCAACAUCAUAUACCCACUGUGAAGCUGUUCCACACAAGUCAACAAGCCCAUGCGAUGCGGUUGGAACUGUUCGAGGUAAUUGAUGCGCUGGACGCAGCUGCAGAGGCCUCGCAAGCGGAAACAGCGGAGGUUAUCAUUGUCCAUGAUGACGGCGCAUCUUCAACCGCCGCCGCCGACAAUGCUACAUCAUUGAAACCUGUUCAUCAGACCAUGCUCACCAAUGCGCCGCGGGAUUGGAACGAAGCUCGAGAGAAGGCGUGGAAAUACAUAUCCACCGCCCAGGAGUUUCGCGAAAGGAUGAGCGAUAUGAGCCCGCCGUCAGCGUCGGAAAGUGAGGCGCAGAAGAAUGGGAAUCGGCGAGAGUCGGACGUACGGCAUGUGGAGGUAGAUGGCACCACUACGCUGGAGAAGAUCCUGCAACAGGCCCAAUUAGAAGACGACGAACAUCAAAUGGAAGCUGAGCCUCGGCCACCACAGUUCGAGGAGUCAGAAGCAGAGGAUUAUGGAUAUGAGAAGAGUCGAGCAACCGAGUCGACGAACGAGGCUUAA
Messenger RNA from Fimicolochytrium jonesii, 1542 nucleotides. RefSeq lists its product as uncharacterized. The transcript has 2 exons. Lineage: Eukaryota; Fungi; Chytridiomycota; Chytridiomycetes; Spizellomycetales; Powellomycetaceae. Bases 1 to 1542 code for a protein of 513 amino acids. The record is from RefSeq and is a predicted model, not a curated record.